Molecule: messenger RNA, 480 nt
Organism: Rhagoletis zephyria (snowberry fruit fly)
Lineage: Eukaryota; Metazoa; Arthropoda; Insecta; Diptera; Tephritidae
Source: RefSeq, a predicted model, not a curated record
AUGUUCACUAAUGGUGCCGACUACGCAUUGGCCAGGAAGUUGUCUAGCCUUAGUGACAAUGAAAUUUUCUUGUUAGAUACUAGCGACAAAAUCAGACUCAUGCGCGAAAAGGUCAAAGGAAAGCUGCACGAAGCUUAUGAGACAAAUUCGGCGCGUUAUAACAAAAGAAUACGCGCGAUUCGUUUUAGGCCCGGACAAGAAGUCUAUAAGCGUAACUUUAUUCUAAGCGACUUUAAAAAUAACAUCAAUUCGAAGUUUUGCAAAAAAUUCACCAAAUGCCGCGUAAGGAAAGCACUCGGGAACAACGUGUACCUGUUGGAAUCGCUUGCAGGAAAAAGCCUGGGCGCUUGGCAUGCAAAGACAUUAAGCAGUAGGGUAUUCCAUCUCGGCGAUCUCUCCGGCGAUGAGGUUCAAGUCGUCCGGGGAGGAAGCAAUCAGCCAAAACGUAGCACGAAGGACCUGAAAUGGCUCACAAAGUAA